This is a messenger RNA of Malaya genurostris, 1086 nucleotides long. RefSeq lists its product as uncharacterized. Bases 1 to 1086 code for a protein of 361 amino acids. The record is from RefSeq and is a predicted model, not a curated record. The transcript is spliced from 3 exons. NCBI's taxonomy places the organism in Eukaryota, Metazoa, Arthropoda, Insecta, Diptera, Culicidae.
AUGCUUCAAUUUGUGCCAACUGCACUGCGUGAAAAGAUGCUUCAGGAGAAAUCUAUCACGUUGGAUGACGUAGUCAGACAAGUGAAUGCUUACGAAACCAGCCGUUCCGCUAGUGAACAGAUAAGUGGAAAGUCAAUUCUGCAGCAGGCUGUCGGAACUGAAGAGAACGUUCAGUUCGUUCGGAAGACCUGCAAGUACUGUGGAAGAUCUCACGGACCGAAUCAGGAAUGUCCCGCACGGGACAAAACAUGCUCUGUCUGCGGCAAACGAGGCCACUUUCAUGCUGUUUGUUAUUCGCGGAAUAGGAAUAAUUCUCCAGCAAACAAAUCGACAGUUCAGCCUGAUAACAAUCGCGGACAUUCGAAUCGUAAGGUGCAUGCAAUUGAACAAUAUGAUACUGAAGAUGCCAAUGAUGAGGUUGAGCUGGUAGAUAUGGUCUCUUCUGCCAAUGAUUCUGACGAUUUAAUCUGGGCAAGAGUUGGCGGAGUACUUAUUGAGAUGCAAAUUGAUUCGGGAGUGAAAUCAAAUAUUAUCGAUUUCCAAACGUGGGAAAAAAUGCUUCAGAAUGGAGUACGCACAAUCGGAAAAUUUCAACGAAAUGAUAGGAGAUUCAAGGUGUAUGCACAAAAAGACUGUUUGGUGGUAGCUACAAUGUUUGAUGCAGAAAUCAAAAUUGAAGACCACGAUAAACAGAUGAUGAAAGUGGCUAGAUUCUAUGUGAAGAUUGCCUUUCGCGAUGGGGUAGAAGUAAAACUGAAGGAGCUAUUGACGAAUGAUAUCAUCGAGAAAGUUUCGGAGCCGAGUCGCUGGGUAUCUCCAAUGGUCAUCGUGGCGAAGGAUUGUGGCAACAUACGCUUGUGUAUUGAUAUGAGACAGUUGAAUAAGGCGAUUCUGCGUGAAACUCAUCCACUUCCGACUAUAGAGGACAUUCGCUGGAAGUUAAAUGGAGCGGUAUUCUUUUCUAGACUGGACAUCAAAGACGCAUUCCAUCAGUUAGAAUUGGAUGACGAGAGCAAACCGUUGACAACGUUCAUAGCUCACAAAGGUAAGUUGAUAUCGCAGCAACUUUCUUAUGUUCAAGAGUAG